AUGACAAAUUCUGCUCAGGAUGAGGCUGUAGAGGCUCGAGGUUUCCAUGUGGUCCACGAACCCGAUGAGGCAGAUUUUGCUCUGCUCAGACUGAAGACACCAUUUGAUGACCGGCCUGGACAAUUCGAAAAGUUUUUCCAUGCCGGGUCGCUGGAAUUCUUACAGCAAGACAAAGCUCAACUUGAUAAAAUUCUCGAGAAAACGUGCGCAAUCGUCGACAUUUACCUCAAUAGACCGGCGGUUAUACCUGAGUUGGUGGCAUCAGCAGCGACCGUCAUGUUGUCAACACAUCCGCUAAGUUCAAACCCAUCGGCACCGUUCUCAGCCUCCCUCAGCCAUUGCUCAAGGCCAACAUGUGGUUAG
This is a messenger RNA of Fusarium oxysporum Fo47, 363 nucleotides long. RefSeq lists its product as uncharacterized. NCBI's taxonomy places the organism in Eukaryota, Fungi, Ascomycota, Sordariomycetes, Hypocreales, Nectriaceae. The record is from RefSeq and is a predicted model, not a curated record. The coding region runs from base 1 to 363 and encodes 120 amino acids. The transcript has 3 exons.